AACCACCAGGGUGGCCACCCCCACCAUGUCCCAGGUGAUGUCCAGCCCCUUGCUGGCAGGAGGCCAUGAGAUAGGCUUGGCUCCUUGUGAGGAACCCAGGAAGGCCCUGCACCCAGCACCUAGCCACAGCCUGCUGCCCCAGUGUCCUUACUACACCACAGAAGGCUGGGGAGCCCAGGCCCUGAUGGCCCCCACACCCUGCAAGGGACCCCCCAGCAGGCUCCAGCAGGCCCCACAGCCUGAGGCCAAAGCCAGCUGCCCCCUGCAGACCCCUGGUGAGCAGGCCUCAGGGACCCCAGAAGAACUUGACUCCUACAUUGACUUCUCACUGGAGAACCUCAACCAGAUGAUCCUGGAACUGGACCCCACCUUCCAGCUGCUACCCCCGGGGUCUGGUAGCCCCAGGGCUGAGCCUGCCCAGAACACUACCUGGAGGAGAAAGAAAGAAGAACCUGAAGCCUUGGAUAUAAAGUACAUCGAGGUAACCUCCACCAGAUCACGGUGCCACGAUGUCUCCCAGCGCUGCUCCAGCCCAUCUGUCACCCCGCCCUUCGGCUCCCCGCGCAGUGGCGGCCUCCUCCUUUCCAGAGAUGUCCCCCGAGAGACUCGAAGCAGCAGUGAGAGCCUCAUCUUCUCUGGGAGCCAGGGCAGAGGGCACCAGCGCCCCUCUCCCCACUCUGGGGGUCCUUCCCCUCACCCUCCAUCCUCCCCCAGCAUCUCCAUCCCUUGCGUGGGAAGCAAGGCCUUGGGCCCUCAUGGCUUGGGCUCCCUGCUGGUGGCUUCUCCAGGCUUGGAGAAGGGGCUGGGGGGCCUGGCCCCACACCAGGGCAGCCGGGUCUCUGUGCUGUCAGCCAGCCCAGCAUCUGAUGUCAGCUACGUGUUCGGAAGCAGCCAGUCCCUGCUCCACUCCAGCAUCUCCAGCCAUCAGUCAUCUUCUAGGUCCUUGGAAAGCCCAGCCAGCUCUUCCUCCAGCCUCCACAGCCUUGCUUCAAUGUCCCUGGGUACGAGACCCAGUGACUUCCAGGCUCCCAGCAACCCGACCUUGAGCACAGGCCGGCCCAGAGCACUCCACUCCCCACCACUGGCCAAAGAGCAUGCUAGCAGCUGCCCCCCAUCCAUCACCAACUCCAUGGUGGACAUCCCUAUCGUGCUGAUCAAUGGCCACCCAGACCCAGGGUCCCCUCCAGCCCAGCAGACCCCAGGACAUCAGGGCUUUGUCCAACCUGGAGCUGCUCCUCCCAGCAACCUCUGCCCGGCCACCAGGAGCCACAGCCAGACCCUGCCAGACGCUCCCUGCACCACAUACCCGGAGGGUCCCACCAAGGACAUGCAGCCCACCAUGAAGUUUGUGAUGGAUACAUCUAAACAUUGGUUUAAGCCGAGCAUCACCCGAGAGCAAGCAAUCGAGCUGCUGAGGAAGGAGGAGCCAGGAGCUUUCAUCAUAAGGGACAGUUCUUCGUACCGAGGCUCCUUCGGCCUUGCCUUGAAGGUGCAGGAGGCCCCCGCAUCUGCCCAGAACCAAGCAGGCGAGGACAGCAGUGACCUAAUCCGACACUUCCUCAUCGAGUCUUCCGCCAAAGGCGUGCAUCUCAAAGGAGCAGACGAGGAGCCCUACUUUGGGAGUCUCUCUGCCUUCGUGUGCCAGCAUUCCAUCAUGGCCCUGGCCCUGCCCUGCAAGCUCGCCAUCCCGCAGAAAGAACUGGGAGGUGCCAACGGGGCCUCAGACUCCUCUACGGACAGCCCAGCCUCCUGCCUGAAGAAAUCGGCAGGCUGCCAUGCCCUGUACCUGAGCUCUGUGAGCGUGGAGACCCUGACCGGAGCCCUGGCUGUGCAGAAGGCCAUCUCUACCACCUUCGAGAGGGAUGUCCUUCCCACUCCCACCAUGGUCCACUUCAAAGUCACCGAGCAGGGCAUCACCCUGACCGACGUCCAGAGGAAGGUGUUUUUCCGGCGCCAUUACCCCCUCAUCACCCUCCGCUUCUGUGGCAUGGACCCUGAGCAACGGAAGUGGCAGAAGUACUGCAAGCCCUCCCGGAUCUUCGGGUUUGUGGCCAAGAGCCAGACGGAGCCCCAAGAGAAUGUGUGCCACCUCUUUGCGGAGUAUGACACGGCCCAGCCAACCUCUCAGGUCAUCAGCCUGGUGACUGCUCUGCUGCAGGACGCAGAAAGGAUAUAGGAGGAGGGCACCUGCCUGUGCAUCUUCCCAGAUGUCUCAAGGGGCUUGCCCAAGAGCCCACCUCCACCCCCUGAACAAGGAUCUUGUGGCCACGCUGACAGACCAACCUAUUGAACUAGAGGAGAAUAGGAUCAAGUUGAAACUCUGGAACCUGCUGUGAAGUUUAGCAACAACCUUCAUCUAGAUCCCCCUGGGACUCAGUUUCCUCAACCGUAAGAAGAAGACCAUAGACAGGUUCUGUUCUUUUCAGACUUUGGUGGGUAUUUUGAAGAUGCUCUGUGAUUCUGAAGCGUACUCACAUGUGAGGACCCCUGCAUGAAAAUACCCCCGUGGCCCCUCUGACUCCAUCAGCCUGGAUGCUACCAACACAGCAGCCUGAGCCUCUUUCAUGGCAAACAGCAGGCGCGGGGGUCAGGACCCACAGGGUUCUUGCCCUGAGGUUGGUGAUAGAAUGCCAGGAUUGAGGACAAAGGGGGGAUGAACAGACUCUAUUUCCCUCUCUAUCUGUCCCUUUCUCCACUUUCCUGAUGGCAUUUUGGAUCCACCUGCCCAAGAUUCUGCAGGUCAACAGGGCUGAGGUUGUUGGGGCAGCUUAGCAGCGGGGAACGUAUCCCCGUGGUCAGAGAAGACCCAGCUGUUCUCACAUUCUUGGUGUCUAGUCCCCACCCCCCAGCAAAUGAGUAUCAGCCCAUCUUUUCUCUCAGAUUCUUGGUAAGCAAGUGUGUCCCACAGCUGGUGUCACCGCUGCCUUAGCAUUGCAUGUAUAAGCCACACCUGGAGAAUGGAAGCAGAGAGACCUGGUUCUCUAAAGUAGACAUAAGGGCCAUUUCUCUGUGCUUCUCCCUCAGCUCCACUCUUGCUCAGUCUCUGUGCCCCCACACACGUGCGCGCAUGCACGCGCGCACACACAGA
Galeopterus variegatus (Sunda flying lemur) is the source of this 3088-nucleotide messenger RNA. RefSeq names its product tensin 4 (gene TNS4). The record is from RefSeq and is a predicted model, not a curated record. The coding region runs from base 26 to 2176 and encodes 716 amino acids. NCBI's taxonomy places the organism in Eukaryota, Metazoa, Chordata, Mammalia, Dermoptera, Cynocephalidae. Gene Ontology annotation, molecular function: protein binding. The transcript has 12 exons.